Messenger RNA from Tripterygium wilfordii, 1770 nucleotides. RefSeq lists its product as uncharacterized. The record is from RefSeq and is a predicted model, not a curated record. Bases 152 to 1402 code for a protein of 416 amino acids. Lineage: Eukaryota; Viridiplantae; Streptophyta; Magnoliopsida; Celastrales; Celastraceae. The transcript has a single exon.
UGGGCUGCAGUGACAACUGAGCCCACAAUUGCCUACUAAAACGGAAAAACCCACAAUGCUGUGACUGAUCCACAAUACAUCUUAUCGGAAUCUCUCCCCUUCUCUUUGGGAAUGAAAAAUCAAGAGGGCAGCGAAACCCUCGAAAGGAGUCAUGGGGACUCUCUGUGUCGCAGUAGACGCAAUACCUGGAAAACCCAUUUUUCCUCUGUCACUGAAGUCGCCGAUUCAAUUGUACAGGACCAACCUCCAUUUCUCUCUGUCUCUGGAUUUGUCCACGAGACUCGCUCUCACAUUACAACCUGUAAAGCAGAACCUCACUGCACGGAGAUGGCGUGUCCGAGGGAGCGCUGCGGACUACGAUAUAGACAUGGUGAAGAACAGGGAGGGCGUCUACACUCCAAAAAAGAAAAAAGUUGUUGUCUUGUGGGACCUCGACAACAAACCCCCUCGUGGUCCGCCUUACCAGGCUGCAAUGGCGCUUAAGAAAGUGGCGGAGAAAUUCGGGGAAGUCGUUGACAUGUCGGCCUACGCGAAUCGCCACGCUUUCAUUCAUCUCCCGAUGUGGGUCGUCGAGGAACGGCGCGAACGCAAACAGUUUGAAAUUCUCGAGAGGAAAGGGCUGUUCACUCCGGCGGAGGCCUACGUGUGUAAGGUCUGUGGACGCAAAUGUAAAACGAGUCUUGAUUUGAAGAAACAUUUCAAGCAACUUCACGAGCGAGAGCGGCAAAAGAAAUUGAAUAGAAUGAGAUCAUUGAAGGGAAAGAAGAGACAGCGAUACAAGGAGAGAUUUAUUAGUGGGAACGAAAAGUACAACGAAGCAGCGAGGGAAUUGGUCACACCGAAAAUGGGGUAUGGUUUGGCGGCGGAGCUGAGGAGGGCAGGGGUUUAUGUGAAGACGGUGGAGGAUAAGCCACAGGCUGCGGAUUGGGCAGUGAAGAGGCAGAUGCAACAUUCAAUGACUAGAGGGAUUGAUUGGCUUAUCUUGGUAUCCGAUGAUUCAGAUUUUUCUGACAUGUUGAGGAAGGCGAGGGAGGAGAAAUUGGGGACGGUGGUGGUGGGGGAUUGGGACAGGGCGCUGGGGAGGCAUGCGGAUUUGUGGGUGCCCUGGGCAGGAGUUGAGAGCGGGGAGGUUACGGAGAAGGAUUUGGUCCCUAAGAGUAGGGAGAGUAGACAGGAAGACUUUGAGAGGGAUGAUGAGUCGUUUUCUGUUACGUAUUUUGAUGAUGGGAGAGAUUUGAAUAAUUUAGUGAAUGAGCUUGUGGCGGGUAGGUCUGAGUUUAAUGGCACAAGGAUUUCGGCAUUUUCAGAGGGUGAAAAAGAAGAAGAAGAAGAUGAUGAUGACCAGGACUAUGUGUUUUGGGAUAGUGAGGAUGAGGAAGAUGGUGGUUUUUUACUUUUGUAGAUGUAGUUAUAGUGAUAAAUGUCUGAUUGAUAAUGUACUAUCUGCAGUUGUGCACCAUCCCAUUCUUUUAUGAAAUUGGAAUAGUUUGCAGAUUGGACGGGGAGAUUAAAUUACAGAAGAGUUAGGGCCAUGGUUCAAUUUACAGCAUAGAUAGAAACCCACUUAAACACUCAGUUUAGCCCUUCUGGUCAUUUGCUAUAUCAAUAUGAUCAGAACCUGGUACGCCAUGAUGUGCAAAUCUGCAUCCUUACGCAGAUUGCACUAAUGUAUGGUGCUUGAUGCCCUCGUUCCUGCAAACGGUACAUUUCUGCUCCAGAUGAUUUACUUAAAUUUUGAUUUUGUUGAGUAGAUUUGCAACAUAUGGAUUA